Saprolegnia parasitica CBS 223.65 is the source of this 204-nucleotide messenger RNA. RefSeq lists its product as hypothetical. Lineage: Eukaryota; Oomycota; Saprolegniomycetes; Saprolegniales; Saprolegniaceae. Bases 1 to 204 code for a protein of 67 amino acids. The record is from RefSeq and is a predicted model, not a curated record. The transcript has 2 exons.
AUGUCGACACCGUUGCGACGUUUCGCGAUGCCUCUACCCGUCGCACCGAACGACUUGCACCGCCGCCGCCGAUCGUCCAGAGAAUGGCGACACGCCAUGUUGAACAUCAUGGGGCAACUGCGGGACAAUCUCAUGACUUUGGGUCUUCAAGCAACAACACCUACGGGCGUCCCGCGGAUCGCGCUCCUGCCUCCGCCGGCCUAG